AUGGAAAAACUGUAUCAUCUCUUCCUUUUUAUUAUUUUAGUAGUAAUCAUACCUACAUUAGUGCAGGCUAAUGUUAAAGAACAAGAUUCAUAUUGGGAUAAUCUACUUCCAUUCAUUAAUGAUACAUAUUGGCGGGAAAAAGCAGCAAAAGCUGAAGAAACAAACAACAAAGUUUAUACACCUAAUCCAUAUACUGUGACUGAAAAUCUUACUUCUGGUGUUAGCGAAAUGAUAAUUGGCGAAAACUCAAGAAAAAGGAGUCUAGUAGAAAAGACAAAAUUAAGAAGAGGUCAACCAUGCAUCGCGACAAACCCUAUUGACAGGUGUUGGAGGUGUGAUCCUAAUUGGGCAAAGAACCGCAAGAAACUUGCAGAUUGCGCGCAAGGUUUUGGAAGGAAAACUACUGGUGGAAAAGCCGGACGUAUCUAUGUGGUAACCGAUUCCUCGGAUAAUGACAUGGUUAAUCCACGUCCAGGUACCCUUAGGUAUGCAGUUACAAGAAAUAGACCUUUGUGGAUCAUCUUUGCUAGUAGCAUGGUCAUUAGGCUCAACCAGGAACUCAUAAUGACAAGUGACAAGACCAUUGAUGGACGAGGGCACAAUGUUAUCAUUGCUAGAGGUGCCGGGUUUACUAUCCAAUUCAUUAAUAAUGUGAUCAUUCACGGAAUCAAAAUUUUUGACAUUUCGCCUGGCAAUGGGGGGUUAAUUAGAGAUGCUGAGAACCAUUUUGGUCAAAGGACAAGGAGUGAUGGUGAUGGAAUUUCAAUUUUCGGUUCCAGCAAUAUUUGGAUUGACCAUGUUUCUAUGAGAAACUGCAAAGAUGGACUCAUUGAUAUUAUCAUGGGAUCCACUGGUAUUACCAUUUCAAAUUGUCAUUUCACCGAUCACAAUGAGGUGAUGUUGUUUGGUGCAACUGAUAGCUAUGACGGUGAUAAGAAAAUGCAGGUCACACUUGCAUUCAACCAUUUCGGUAAGAGAUUAAUUCAAAGGAUGCCAAGGUGCAGAUAUGGUUUUAUCCAUGUGCUUAACAAUGACUACACUCAUUGGGAAAUGUAUGCAAUUGGUGGUACCCAACAUCCUACCAUUAUAAGUGAGGGUAACCGAUUUAUAGCUCCUAACAACCCCAAUGCUAAAGAGAGGUAUGCAUCUACUCAUAAGUCAUGCUUAGGCAUAUAA
Molecule: messenger RNA, 1176 nt
Organism: Lathyrus sativus (Indian pea)
Lineage: Eukaryota; Viridiplantae; Streptophyta; Magnoliopsida; Fabales; Fabaceae
Source: the annotation of a GenBank genome assembly